GACAAAAAGGAGAAAAGGGUCAGUGUGGAGAGUACCCACACCGGCUGCUGCCUCUCCUCAAUUCAGUGCGACUGGCUCCACCCCCAGUCAUAAAAAGGCGGACCUUCCAGGGUGAGCAGGGCCAGGCCGGCAUCCAAGGCCCACCAGGGCCACCAGGGCCCCCUGGACCGAGUGGACCUCUGGGGCACCCAGGACUGCCAGGGCCCAUGGGGCCACCAGGCUUACCUGGGCCUCCUGGACCGAAGGGAGACCCGGGGAUCCAGGGCUACCACGGCCGGAAGGGAGAACGGGGCAUGCCAGGGAUGCCAGGCAAACAGGGAGCGAAGGGUGCUCCUGGAAUCGCUGUGGCUGGGAUGAAGGGUGAGCCAGGGACCCCAGGAGCCAAGGGAGACCCAGGAGCAGCAGGGAAGCCGGGGCCCCCAGGUUUGCCGGGAAAGAGGGGGCAGAGGGGUGAGAAGGGGGCUGCAGGCCCCCCUGGGCCACUCGGCCUCCUGGGGCACAAGGGAGAGAAGGGUGAUGCUGGCAACUCCAUUGGAGGAGGCAGAGGGGAGCCUGGCCCCCCAGGGCUCCCUGGACCCCCAGGGCCGAAGGGAGAAGCUGGUGUCGAAGGCCGGGCCGGGCCCCCGGGACGGCAAGGAGACAAGGGGGAGCCUGGAGCAACUGGAGAAGAGGGACCAGCUGGCCCCAAGGGUUCCAAGGGAGAACCUGGGAAAGAGAUGGUGGAUUACAACGGAAACAUCAAUGAGGCUCUCCAGGAGAUCCGAACGCUGGCCUUGAUGGGGCCCCCUGGUCUUCCUGGGCAGAUCGGCCCACCAGGAGCUCCAGGGAUCCCAGGCCAGAAGGGGGAGAUUGGACUGCCAGGCCCUCCAGGACACGACGGGGAGAAGGGACCUCGAGGCAAACCAGGAGACAUGGGCCCUCCUGGUCCCCAAGGCCCCCCUGGGAAGGCUGGGCCUGCAGGAACGAAGGGAGAAGACGGACACACAGGGAGCCCGGGAGAGAAGGGGGAGAAAGGGGAGCCGGGGCAGGCAGGCCCACCGGGUCUAGACGGCCCAACUGGGGAGAAAGGAGAACCAGGUGGCCAAGGGAGACCUGGAACAACAGGAUUGCCUGGCCCAAUCGGGCUCCCGGGAUUUACAGGAGAGAAAGGAGAAGCCGGGGAGAAAGGAGACCCGGGAGUGGAGGUUCCUGGGCCACCAGGGCCAGAGGGGCCUCCUGGACCUCCGGGGCUCCAAGGUGUUCCUGGACCAAAGGGGGAAGCAGGACUAGAUGGAGCAAAAGGAGAGAAGGGCGUCCAGGGAGAAAAAGGAGACCGAGGUCCUCUGGGAUUACCCGGAGCUUCAGGUUUGGACGGCAGGCCUGGGCCACCGGGUACUCCAGGACCAAUCGGAGUCCCAGGCCCGGCGGGACCAAAGGGCGAGAGGGGCAGCAAAGGUGACCCUGGGAUAACAGGACCAACAGGAGCAGCUGGGCUUCCUGGUUUACAUGGACCACCCGGGGACAAAGGAAACCGAGGGGAGAGGGGGAAGAAAGGCUCUAGAGGGCCUAAAGGGGAUAAGGGAGACCAAGGAGCGCCUGGAUUAGAUGCCCCCUGUCCGUUGGGCGAAGACGGCUUACCCGUCCAGGGCUGCUGGAACAAGUGAUGCCUCUAACCUGGGACUGGCCUGUGUGUGUGUUUGUACAUAGAAUAUUUAUUUUUAUACAGUUUUCACUUUUUGAAAAUGCCAGAAGUAUGAUGCAUCUUACAGAUUAUUAAAAAAGGAAAACCUGCCUAUUUUGUACAGAAAAUACCAACCUCUUCCCUUUUGUUUACAAGAUGUUUUGUAUAAGUCUACGACUCUAAUACACUUUUGUUUUUGAGUACGGUCA
Molecule: messenger RNA, 1869 nt
Organism: Equus quagga
Lineage: Eukaryota; Metazoa; Chordata; Mammalia; Perissodactyla; Equidae
Product: collagen alpha-1(XIII) chain
Exons: 31
Coding region: 207-1643 (478 amino acids)
Source: RefSeq, a predicted model, not a curated record